Molecule: messenger RNA, 816 nt
Organism: Cajanus cajan (pigeon pea)
Lineage: Eukaryota; Viridiplantae; Streptophyta; Magnoliopsida; Fabales; Fabaceae
Source: RefSeq, a predicted model, not a curated record
AUGGCCGCUUUGAGGGAAGAGAACGCCGCCUUGAAAAAACGAAACCAGGAUCCCACGUGGAAACCCUCCGAACCGACCCACACCCAGGGGUCGUUCCAUUCCCACGGACAUCACACUUCUCUCCCUCACACCUCUGUAGUCGCCCCGGGAAACCAUGCCUCGGCUGCCCAUGUAACCGGCCAACCCGCGUACGCUCCACCAACCGGAGCACACCGACACCCUUUCACCCCAAAUAUCAUGCAAUCCUCCCUCCUCGACCACUGGAAGUUCCUCACCCAGGUUACUCUCAGCACCACUGACGACGUCGUCGUGUUUCACAUUUUUCCAACAUCUUUGAAGGGAAGAGCAUUGAGUUGGUUCACUCGUCUCCUGGCGAACUCGAUCGACUCUUUUAACACCCUAGCAUCCCAGUUCACUAUCCAGUUUGCCACCAGCAGGCCUCACCAACUAACCUCCCUCGCACUGCAUCUGCAAGAAACCCCGUCUGACAUGGACAAUUUGAGACGCCGUGCCGACAAAUAUAUACAGAUGGAGGAACUUGCGGAAUUUCGCAAUCAGGCCAAGGCGGAGGUAGCGGCCAAAGCCGAGAAGCCGGCCGAAAGCUCUUACCAAAGCUGCCCCAAGGACCUUGUCCCAAGAGACAAGCCUAUUCGUGGACCGAGGUACUCUCAUUACACUCCGCUAAAUGCCAGUCGAUCGGCUGUAUUGGACCAAGCACUUGCUUCGGAGGUCCUGGCAGUACCAAAACGAGCCUCAACCCUUCCACGUGCCGACACAAGCAAGUCCUGUAAAUAUCAUCAUAACCGGGGUCACUAG